Molecule: messenger RNA, 3657 nt
Organism: Cyclocybe aegerita
Lineage: Eukaryota; Fungi; Basidiomycota; Agaricomycetes; Agaricales; Hemipholiotaceae
Source: the annotation of a GenBank genome assembly
AUGAAUAGUCUCAUAGAGAAGAUGCAGUCGCCAGACCAGGACUUUCGAUUCAUGGGCCUGAAUGACUUGAUGACAGAGAUCAAGCAGGAUCCGGCUUCUUUUCAAGGCGAUGAAGCUGUGGAGUACAAGGUCUUGAACAUGGUACUGGCAUUGGUUGAGGAUAAGAUUUCCGAAGUUAAGAACCAGGCAGUCAAAUGUCUUGGCCAAUUAAUUAAAAUACUGCGGCAAAGUCAUAUGGAGGUGGUCGUGGACAGGCUCAUCGAUUUCUCGGGCGGGAAGGACGAGGAGCUACGAGAUAUCUCAGGACUAGCACUCAAAACAAUCACCUCCGAGUUACCACCCGAUGGGAAAAUAGCAGCAUCAGCUUGCGCCAAACUGACUCCACGAUUGUUGGGACAAAUCCAGAACGCAAGCACACCUCCUGAAGCCUUGGUCGAAACCCUCGCGAUUCUGUCGAUCCUCAUUAGCAGGUUCCCAAACCAUGUAUCCGGAAUCUCGUAUACGCCCCCUCCUCUUGCCGUCUUGGCGCCACUUCUAUCCCAUGCACGACCUGUCGUUCGGAAACGCGCGAUUGUGACUCUUUCGCAAUUCAUCCCGAUCUCGCCACCAGCUCUAUUUGCAGACAUGUUGCAGGCCAACGUUUUGCCUAAUCUUACCCCAUCUGCCAGUUUGGACAAGCGAAGGACGACUGUGCAACUCGUCGCUGCUGUGGCACGGAACUCUCCCUCCCAGAUUGCUCCAGCGUUAACUAACAUUGUCCCGGCUAUCUUGCAAUCCGUGGAAAAAGAUGACGACGAGUUGCGCGAAGGUUCUCUUCAGGCCCUGGAAGCGCUAGUCUUUCGGUGUCCUACGGAAAGUGACCCCUAUCUGCCCAUGAUCAUCGAGGUCGGGAACAAAUACAUCAGACAUGACCCGAACUAUGCAGGCGACGAUGACGAAGACGAAGAAAUGGCAGACCCUGACGAUGAUGGAGAUGAUGACGACGAUGCAGGCGACGAGUACUCCGAUGACGAAGAUACGUCCUACAAGAUCCGUCGCUCAGCCACGAAACUGCUCGCAGCCGUCAUUGGGACACGACCGGAUCGUCUGACGAAGACCUACAAAGAUGUUUCGCCUGUCUUAAUUUCGCGCUUCGGCGACCGCGAAGAAACCGUUCGUCUGGAGAUUUGGGCGACCUAUGUGGUCCUCUUGAACCAAACUACCCUCUACGGUGGUCUUCAUGAUGGCAAAGACGAAGCAUCGCCCCGUGGCAAGAGGAAACGCGACACUGAGGAGCCUAUGGAUGUCGAGGAGACGCCGUACACGCUCCUAAAGUCUCAAGUACCCAACCUAUCCAAAGCUCUACUGAAUCAGCUGAAGUCAUCGAAGACCCCUCCGGCUGUUCUGCAAGCCGGUUUCAGUUUGUUGCACGCCUUGUUGACUGUCCUUCCAGGAUCAUUAUCUACCCAGGUCGCCUUGAUUGUGUCUACUUCCAAGUCCGUCUUGUCGCAAGCACCCACCACUUCCACUUCAGCAUUGCAUCUCACUUGCCUUUCCUUCCUGGGCCUCUUCUUCUCAACGCAUACCACUUCUACCUUCUCUAGCUCAUUGCCCACUCUCACUCCGGUCUUGCUGAAAUCACUCAACGAGCGGCACCCCAGGAUUGCCUCUGAGACGUUCCGCGUCUUUUCUGCUCUUCUUAAUGCACUGAAACCUCUGAAAUCUAAUGACUGGACUGUUGCAUUGUACGACCAGACCCUCAGUCGACUUGGCUACCAUGACACAGAUGCGGAAGUUAGGGCUUAUGCGGAGGACUGCGCAGCUGAUAUUUGGAUCUGUGCCACCGAGGUUGCAAGCACGCGAGACAGGAAGGAGUGGGAGUACAUCUGUCGCACGACGGGCAAGACGGAUGGUGCUGUGAAGGUCAUCACCAAGGUCGCAAGGGAGGUGAAAGUCGGAGAUGAUUGGGUCAACGGAUGUGUGGCAUGGCUCAUGGGCCUGUUGAAGAAGAGUGGAAGGUUAGGAAAAGUGGAGGUAUUUACCGCGUUGGACGUACUGCUGAAGAGCUAUCAAUCCGGAAUUCCGGCCGACCUGCCAUCAUCCCUCAUCCCUCAAGUGAAGACGUACAUCUCGACUGCCGACAUUUCCCUACUUUCUCAGGCUCUUUCCACUCUCGCCCUCCUGCUAGAGCUUUCUCCAGCAGCGACCUUCCCUGAAGUCGAACACGAUCUCCUCAACGACAUUUACACAGUCACACACUCGCCUCUCGUCGCUGGAGUCGCGCUAGAAUCGCUUUUCCGGUUCUACUCCGCCCUUAUCCAGGCGGAUAAUCAGAUCGCGACCCAUGUCGUGCCUAAUCUCGUCAUCGCAGCGGAGAAGGCCCCGAAGGCAGAUGCGAGCGCCGCGAAUGUUGCAAAAUGCAUUGCGGUGGUUGUCAAGAACCAGCUUGGUGUUGCCGCUGGCACUAUUGCAGAGUACUCCAAACACCUCAAGAAGGGUACGAAAGCGAAACCUUCUUUGGUCAUCCUCAGUCUUAUCAUCAUCGGCGAGCUUGGGCGCUUCAUUGAUAUGGUGCCACAGCGUGACAUCUUUAACCUGGUUGUGGAACACUUUGGCUCAGAGCAAGAGGAGAUGCGUGCAGCGGCCGCUUUUGCCGCUGGUAACAUCGCCAUCGGAAAUCUUCACCAAUUCUUGCCUGCCAUCGUCAAGAUGGUCGAGAGUGAUCCUAAGAAGCGGUUGUUGGCCUUGCAUGCCUCAAAAGAGGUUGUCACCCACUGUUCACAAGCGCAAUUGGAGAGUGUUGCCGACCUUCUGUGGGGCCCGUUGUUCGAGAAUUCGCAGAACGCAGAGGAGACGACUAGGAAUGUCGCUGCUGCCUGCCUUGGCAAGUUGGCCACCACUCAUCCUUCAAAAUAUCUUCCUCAAUUACACGCCCGUAUCAAGGACGAAAACCCUGAUACUCGUGCAACAGUCGUGUCCGCAAUCCGUUAUACGUUCGCAGAUACGUCUCAGUCGUACGAUGAACUCCUUUCUCCUUUGCUCGUCGACUUCUUGUCGCUCAUGGUCGAUGAGAACUUGAGCGUCCGCAGAUUGGCCUUGUCAUCAUUAAACUCAGCUGCUCGAACGAAGCCCCAUCUCGUCAGAGAUCACCUCGUUUCGCUGCUACCCAACCUAUACAAGGAGACGAUCAUCGAUCCGGCUUUGAUCAGGACCGUGCAAAUGGGUCCUUGGACCCACAAGGUCGAUGAUGGUCUCGAGACCAGGAAGACGGCAUACGAGACGAUGUAUACACUGCUCGAUACCUGUCUCGCAAAGCUGAACCUCCACGAAUUCCUGGGCCGCGUCAUUCCAGGCCUCGCAGAUGACUCGGACGAGAUCAAGGUCAUCUGCCACAUGAUGCUCUUCCGCCUCUCGCAAGUCGCCCCAGCAGCUGUUGCCCAGAGCUUGGACGAGGCCACUCCUCAACUCGAGAAGACGAUGAAAGGUGCGACGGUCACAAAGGACACUGUCAAGCAAGACCUCGAGCGUGCAGCUGAGCUUCAGCGAAGCGCCCUGCGUGCGGUGGCGGCCCUCAGCAAAAUCAGCUCGGGUGUCAGCCCCAAGUUCGACUUGUUCGUUGAGGACGUCAAGAAAACUCCAGCAUGGGCAGCUGAGUUCAAGGAACUUGUUGGGCAAUGA